Molecule: messenger RNA, 2163 nt
Organism: Aphidius gifuensis
Lineage: Eukaryota; Metazoa; Arthropoda; Insecta; Hymenoptera; Braconidae
Product: KIF-binding protein-like
Exons: 2
Coding region: 187-1974 (595 amino acids)
Molecular function (GO): protein binding
Source: RefSeq, a predicted model, not a curated record
AAAUGACAAGUUGCCGUACAUGUGCACCCUCUCUGUUCUAUAAUUUUUAUUUAAUAAUAAAGAGUUUAAAAAAAAUUAUUAACAAGAUAAUACAAAGGUUAUGUUGACAACAAAUAAUCCAUAAUAUAAAAAUAAAUAAAAACAUUAUUAAAUAAUUAAAAGUAAAAAAAAAAAUUAAGUUCAACAAUGAGUUCCAUAAACAAAGAAUUAUUUGACGAUAUGCGGGAAAAAUAUUUAAAAGUUCGUAAAUUUUUAGAUGAGCCUCAAAAUCCAUCACAUCCUGAGGAUAUUGCAAAUACAGAAUCAAAAAAUAAAGCAACAAAUAUCCUCAAAGAAAUGAUAGUAACACUUGAAAAUAUACGUAACAGUACAGAUUAUAAUAUUAAAAUAAUAUCAAUGUUGUCAAUUGUUUAUCUAAAUAUUGGAAUAAUUUGUAUUGAUAAUGAAGAAUUAAAAGAAGCUGAAGAAAAUUUAACAAGAUGCAUUGAAAUAUUAAAAGAUCAUGAAUUAGAAGCAGAAUCAAUAUUACCAACUUUAAGUGCAUUUAAUCAAUUAUUUAUUAUUUGGUUUCAAUGGGGUGAAUUUGAAAAAGCUAAAAUAUUUAUUGAUAAAUCAAGUGAUAUUUAUAAAAAUUAUAAAAAUCAACAAAUUGAUAAUAAAAAACCAAUUGGUAUGUCAGAAUUAUUUGGCAUUGAUAAUACUGAUGAACCAACUCCAAUUCAAGUUUUAGAAAAACUUCAUACACUUACAUUAUUUUAUUUAGCUCAAAUAAGUGGUGUCAAUAAGGAUCAUCAAAAAUCAGCAUUAUAUUGUCAUAUGACAUUAAAAAGACAACUUGAAACAUCUGAUUUAGACCACAUAGAUUGGUCAUUAAAUGCAGCAACACUAUCACAAUUUUUAAUGGAAAGAAAACACUUUACUCAGGCACUACAUCAUUUAGCAGCAUCAUCACAUAUUUUAAAUAUAUACAAAGAUAAAUUAAAUCAAGAAAAUGAUGAUUCUGAUGAAAUUAAAGGAGCUAAAUUGGAACAAUUUCAACAUCGAAGUGCUGAUGUAUCACGUUGUUGGGCAAAAUAUGGUAUUUUAUUGAUGAAUAUGUCAAGAGAUAGACUCAUUGAAGCAACUGAAAAUAUGGAUGAUGAAAAAACAGAUGAUGAUGAUACUGAUAAAACACAAGAUAUACCACAAGAAACAUUAAAUGAAAUGAAAUUUGAUAAAUUUGAUAAAGAAAUAAAUGAUAUAUCAUUACAAAUAACUGAUAAAUAUUUAUUAGAUUUUAAUGAUGCUAAAAAAGUAUUUUUAAAUGUACAAAAAUGGCUUGAUGAAGCUAAAAAAUAUUAUGCAUUGGAGACACAUGCAUCUGAUUAUAUUGCAAUAAUACAAGAUAUUUCACAAUCAUAUAAAUAUCUUGCAUUUUUUGAGAAUGAUGAUGAUAAUCGUGCUAAAAUGCAUAAACGUAGAAUUGAUGUACUUGAAGAUGCUGUUAAAGAAUUAAAUCCAAAAUAUUAUCAAUCAAUAUGUCGUCAAGUAUGGAUUGAACUUGGUGAAAUUCAUACAGCAAUAUUAGAUAUUAAAUUGGAUAAAUUAAAAACAAGUGAUGAAAGACCAACAAAUCAUGCAAUUAAAAAAAUUAAUCAUUUAUCAAUAUCUGGUAUUAAAUAUUAUCAAAUGUUUUUAGAUUCAUUAAAAGAAACAGAAUCAUCUGAACCAGUUAAAGAAUUUACUGAUGAUAUUGUACGUCCUGCAUUAUUUUCAUAUUUUCAUAUUGGUACAUUAUCAAAUAAAAUUAUAACAACUGAUAAAAAUAUACAAAUUGAUAAUUUAAAAAAUAGUAUUGAUGCUUAUAAAUUUUUAGUUGAUUAUUGUGAAAGACAUGCUGAUGCUGCUGAAUUUAUGAAAGCUGAAUUAAGUGUUUGUAAAGAUCUUGCUAAUCUUUUAUCAUUAAAAAUGACAAAACUCAAAUUAACAGCAUAAUUUUAAAUAAAUAUUCAUAAAAUUAUUAUAGUAUUUUUAUUUUUUAUUUAUUGAUUAUGAUAAAGUGUUUUUUUUUUUUUAUUUUAAAUAUUUUUACUUUACAAUAUCAUGUAUGAAAUUUGAAUGAAAAAUGUUUAAAAUAAAUGGAAUAAAAAAAUGACAAAAACAAAGAAAAAAAAAAAAAAAAAA